CACUGAUUGUCAGCACUGAUAGGUGGCACUGAUUGGCAUUAAUAGGUGGCACUGACUGGCACUGAUGGGUGACAUUGAAAGGCAGCUCAGAUGGGCACUGAUAUGUGGCAUUGAUAUGGCACUGAUGGGCACUGGCACGUGGCACUGAUGGGCACUGGCAUGUGGCACUGAUGAGCACUGACAGGUGGCACUUCUGGUGCCACACUGAUCAUCAGGGCACACUGAUCAUCGGUGCCCUGAUGAUCACUGUCAGCGUGACAGCUUGGGAGGAGAGAAAUGCCGAUAACAGGCAUUUCCGUGUUUACAUGUGAUCAGCUGUGAUUGG
Messenger RNA from Staurois parvus, 325 nucleotides. The record is from the annotation of a GenBank genome assembly. Lineage: Eukaryota; Metazoa; Chordata; Amphibia; Anura; Ranidae.